AUGACGUGCGAAAACCUCCUUCAAUUGCUCCAGGCCGUGGCUGGGGAGAGGGAAAGUGGGCAGAUUAUUUGUUACUCCUCGGGCCCGACCAAAUGCCGCAGCACUUACUCCUAUUGCGACCUCUUGCGUGAGGCACGUCAGGCUAGUCAAGCACUCUGCCGCAGGAAUGCCAAUGACAUCCUGCCCCAGUCACCAGUGCUUCUGCAUUUUACAUCCCACUGGGACAACAUCGUCUGGUUCUGGGCAGUGAUGUUGGCGGGAUGUAUUCCGGCCAUGUCCACGGCGCUUCCCAACAGCCCCCUCCUCCGCACGGCUCAUCUCAAACAUCUGUCCGUAAUGCUGAAGCAGCCUUUGUGCUUGACUCGAGAGAGCCAGGUGCCUGAAUUUGGUGACCAGAAUGCAAUACGCCCCGUAUUCGUCGAAUCUCUCAAUUUGUCAGCAUCGUCAUUUGUGGAGAACAUAAAUAUCAACCCUGGGCCAGAUGACACUGCCGUCAUGCUCCUCACCUCCGGCAGCACCGGGAAUUGCAAAGCAGUUUGCCUAAGCCACGGUCAAAUCCUGGCCGCGAACGUCGGCAAGCUUUCAGUCGUCUCGCUCCCCGGUAGAAGCUUAAUGAACUGGGUUAACCUCGACCAUGUUGCAGCAUUGGUUGAAAUCCAUUUGCAAGCCAUGCUCGCUCGCAUGGAUCAAGUGCAUGUUCCCGGAUCGGAUCUCCUGUCGAAUCCUACCACCUUUCUUGACUUGAUCGACACACACCGUGUCUGCCGGACAUUUGCGCCCAAUUUCUUCUUAGCCAAACUUCGAGCCACCCUUGAAAAUCUACAGGACACGCCUCAGUGGGAUCUCAGCUGUCUCACAUACAUUGCUUCAGGCGGAGAAGCUAAUGUGACUCGAACAUGUGCUGGCAUCUCGAAACUAUUGGUCCAACACGGCGCCCCAUCGAAUGUUAUCGUACCUGGGUUCGGAAUGACUGAGACAUGUGCCGGGGCCAUUUUCAAUACGCGAUGCCCCGAGUAUGACGAACAGGAGAAGCUAGAAUUCGCGGCAGUCGGCCAAUGCAUGCCGGGCAUCCAGGUUCGGAUCACGGAUGGCUCGCCCGCCAACACCUGCGUUCCGCCAGGCGAGGUUGGAAGCCUUGAAGUCACCGGCCCUGUAGUAUUCAAAUCUUACUUCAACAACGUUCGAACCACAGCGGACUCCUUCACAAGCGAUGGAUGGUUCAAGACGGGCGACCGUGGUUUGCUUGACCCGAACGGCUAUCUCAUCAUGGCCGGUCGCGACAAGGACACAAUGAUAAUAAACGGCCUCAAGUAUAACCCUCAAACUAUUGAGAGAGCACUGGACGAUGCGAACAUCCCAGGCCUUGCUCCUUCUUAUAACUGUUGUUUCUGUUCGCUACCUCAGGGGGGUGAUACGGAAGAAAUCUGUGUGGUCUACCUACCAACGUUUCAAGCAGACGAUAUGGUUGCCCGGGUUCAAACGACUGAUGCUAUCUCCCAGACCGUCAUGAUGUGCACCGGUGCACGACCGCAAGUCAUUCCACUCUCAAAGCCUCUCCUCCAAAAGACAGCACUGGGCAAACUCUCUCGGGCGCAGAUCAAAGGUAGCUACGAGAGAGGGGAGUACCAGCCUUACCAGGAGCUGAACAGCAAGAUGGUAAAGCUCUACCGAAGCAUUACAAAAGCACCACCAAGAGACGAACUCGAAUCUACGCUCCUCGCAAUUUUCUCCGACACCCUCGGGCUCGAAGACGAAGACUUCGGAGUACAAAGUCCACUUCUCGACUUGGGCAUCACCUCAAUCGAGCUGAUCAAGCUUAAGAAGGCCCUCGAGGAACUCUUAGAGCUGUCUCAGGAAAUCCCAAUCAUCACACUUCUUAGAAACCAGACCAUUCGAGCGCUAGGUGAAUCUGUUCGAGAUCUCCAGAAUCUCGCAUCCCAAGCUCCCCAGGUUUAUAAUCCGGUCGUUGUUCUGCACAACGAGGGCCACAAGACACCGCUCUGGCUCGUCCACCCGGGGGUCGGCGAAGUGCUUGUCUUCUUGAACCUGACCAAAUACAUUCAAGACCGCCCGGUUUUUGCCCUCCGAGCGCGAGGUUUCAACGACUCGGAGGAGCCAUUCGCUAGUAUCGACGAUGCAGUUACCACAUACCACAGAGCGAUUAAGCAGACACAGCCUGAAGGCCCCUACGCGAUUGCCGGCUACUCCUACGGUGCCAUGCUCGCCUUCGAGACCAGCAAGCGACUCGAGCAACACGGGGAUACUGUGGGAUUUCUCGGCUCGUUCAAUCUUCCUCCACAUAUUCGAUCGCGCAUGCGCCAGCUGGACUUCCGGCAGUGUCUGCUGCAUCUCGCGUACUUUUUGGAACUGAUGAGCGAGGGUCGCGCGAGUGAGCUGGCGACGGAGCUUGGGGACGCCAUCUCGCAGGAGGAAGCGCUGGAUAUAGUGUGGGGGAGUUCAGACCCAAAACGGCUGGCGGAGCUGGCACUGACGAGGCAGGGUCUUCUGAAGUGGGCGUGUCUCGCGUUCGGCCUGCAGAGUAUGGCAGUAGAAUAUGAGCCGUCCGGGUCGGUUGUCGGCAUUGAUUGUUUCUAUUGUAUCCCACUUGCGGGAGUGGCGUCCUCCAAGCGCCAGUGGUACGACGAGCACAUGGUCAAAUGGAAGGAUUUCGCGCGGUCGGAGCCGCGGUUCCACGAUGUGGCGGGCGCGCACUACACAAUGCUGUCGCCAGAGCAUGUAUUUGGGUUUCAAAAGACGUUGCGGCGGGCGCUGGAGGAGAGGGGACUUUAACACGAGGUUUUUCAAGUAUUGUGUUGGUGUGUGAUAGUCUUGGACUUCUUCUGGAAUUGCAUAAGAGACUGGUUUUGG
Aspergillus japonicus CBS 114.51 is the source of this 2868-nucleotide messenger RNA. RefSeq names its product non-ribosomal peptide synthetase. Gene Ontology annotation, molecular function: CoA-ligase activity. Gene Ontology annotation, biological process: biosynthetic process; secondary metabolic process. The record is from RefSeq and is a predicted model, not a curated record. The transcript has a single exon. NCBI's taxonomy places the organism in Eukaryota, Fungi, Ascomycota, Eurotiomycetes, Eurotiales, Aspergillaceae. Bases 1 to 2790 code for a protein of 929 amino acids.